AUGGAUCCCAUUCCGUUCACGCUCAAUAAAAAGACGUUCACGUUUGUCGAUUGCAACACAAUGCCCUACACUUGGAAGUUUGAAAAAGUGUUGUAUUUUUGUACGAUGAGAAUAUCAGCUACUGAGACAAUAAGUGUUAAUCCACGAAAUGAGGCCGUCAACAUGGAGUACGCGAUUUCAUUUCGUGUCGAAAAAUGGGUUGAUCACAAGAAAAAGGUAUUGGUGGUGCCGAUGAGUUCGAACAAUUCGUUUAAUAUUUUCGAAGAAGCCGACAAUGUGAUAUUGAUAAAUGAGGAGACAAUUGCCGUCUUUGUUGUCAGUCCAUCGUCAUAUGAAAGGUCCCACACCGGUCCUCGCACAUCGUUUGAGGUAUUUUGGACAGCUCAAGAGUUUAGACAGUGCCCAUUAUAUCAGGAAGACCUGAAGUGCCGACAAAACACCAAAUUCUCAUUCUUUGCUGGCUCAGAUCCAGGCCUCGCCAAAUACAAUGCCUAUCAUCUUGCCGAUGUCACAUACACAACCGUUGCCGCCUACGAUUUGCGUAUUAGCGUUUUCACGAUUUUGGUCAAUCAAUCGUGCGCUUUUUGUGCUGUUUAUAGUCAACGGGAUGAUGUUGAUUUCGAUCCUCUUUUCCUCAAUUAUGAUUGUGCUGACGAUUCAAAUUGUUAUAUUUUGGCCGAAAUCUCCGUCAAUUGCUACAUAGAAGAUCUGGAAACUUGUGCGUAUGGAAUCUUUUCUUUCAACGGAAUCCCCAUUGAGUUUGAUCAAUGCACAGCCAAAUACACCUCCAGUAACGGAUUCGCCAUUUCGAUGUGUCACGGGAAAGUUCACGGGUCUGGUUACGUGAUCGUGGAAGAUGUAGCCUAUGCCUUGCAGAGCUCAAUCUCGUUUCGAGCAUCUGAGUGGAUAGUGAACAACAUCGUUUACAAAAGGGCUCAGCACAUUUGCCGUGGGACAACGAUGAUCACUUCGAGAGGCUUUCAGAAUCCGUUUGAAUACCCAAAUUUGUAUCAAAAUCCAUCGUAUCCUGGGCAAAUUCACUACAAUCUAACUCAAAACAUCACAUGUGAGUCUUUCAAAGUCGACAUAACCGUUGAAGUCCUUUUUUCGUUUAAUGGCAAUUUGAUGAUCACAUUUCGAGGAGAAUCCAAUGAAAAGAGAGAAAUCCAAAGCACUGUUUCGUCCACCAAUCAGCCAUCAUCGUUUCCAUAUAACGAAAGUCGCUCGAAUAUCGACGGGGUUCAGGUGUUCUGGAUGCCAAACAGUUCACCAAUCGAUUUGAAAACCGGCUUCUUUUUGAGAGUUCAUGUUGACAAAUCUGCG
Messenger RNA from Mesorhabditis belari, 1323 nucleotides. The record is from the annotation of a GenBank genome assembly. NCBI's taxonomy places the organism in Eukaryota, Metazoa, Nematoda, Chromadorea, Rhabditida, Rhabditidae.